This is a messenger RNA of Kwoniella shivajii, 942 nucleotides long. RefSeq lists its product as uncharacterized. Lineage: Eukaryota; Fungi; Basidiomycota; Tremellomycetes; Tremellales; Cryptococcaceae. The transcript is spliced from 3 exons. Gene Ontology annotation, cellular component: cytosolic large ribosomal subunit. Gene Ontology annotation, biological process: ribosomal large subunit assembly; cytoplasmic translation; ribosome biogenesis. The record is from RefSeq and is a predicted model, not a curated record. Bases 1 to 942 code for a protein of 313 amino acids. Gene Ontology annotation, molecular function: structural constituent of ribosome; large ribosomal subunit rRNA binding.
AUGGGUGGAACUCGAGCUAACAAGGAAAUCUACUUCGAAAAAUUGAGGGCUCUUAUUGAGCAAUACCCCUCAAUCUUCGUUGUCAACAUCGACAAUGUUUCUUCUCAACAACUUCAUUUGAUCCGACAAUCUCUCCGAGGAAAGGGUGUUGUUCUCAUGGGUAAAAACACCAUGGUUCGAAGGGCUAUCCGGGGUCUCCUUGCCGAAUUCCCUCAAUUCGAGAAACUCAUGCCUUACAUCAAAGGAAACGUUGGAUUCGUCUUCACUUCUCAAGAUCUUAAAGAAAUCAGAGAAAUCUUACUUUCCAACGUUGUUGCCGCUCCUGCCAGAGCUGGUGCUAUCGCCCCCAACGAUGUCUUCGUGCCCGCCGGUAACACUGGUAUGGAACCAGGAAAGACAUCUUUCUUCCAAGCUCUUGGUAUCCCCACCAAGAUCGCCAGAGGUACCAUUGAAAUCGUUAACGACGUUCAAGUCGUUUCUGCCGGUACCAAAGUCGGUUCUUCCGAAUCAGCUUUGUUGAACAUGUUGAACAUCUCUCCUUUCACCUACGGUUUAACCGUCGUCCAAAUUUACGACGACGGUGCCGUAUUCGCCUCUUCCGUCCUUGACAUUGAGGAGAAGACCCUUCUCGACGGUUUCAUGUCAGGUAUCAAGACCAUCGCUGCCAUCUCUCUUGCUACCAACUACCCUACCAUCGCUUCCGUCUCUCACUCGUUGGUCAACUCUUACAAGAACAUCCUCGCCGUCUCUCUCGCUACCGAGUAUGAGUUCGAGGGUUCCGCCAAGCUCAAGGAGAGACUUGCCAACCCCGAGGCUUACGCUGCUGCCGCCCCCGCCGCUGGUGGUGCCGCCGAGUCCGCUGCUGAAGCCGCUCCCGCUGACGAGAAGGAGGAAGAGAAGGAGGAGUCUGACGAUGACAUGGGUUUCGGUCUUUUCGAUUAA